Exophiala viscosa is the source of this 1472-nucleotide messenger RNA. Its product is annotated as D-amino-acid oxidase. The coding region runs from base 364 to 1431 and encodes 355 amino acids. Gene Ontology annotation, cellular component: cytoplasm. Lineage: Eukaryota; Fungi; Ascomycota; Eurotiomycetes; Chaetothyriales; Herpotrichiellaceae. Gene Ontology annotation, molecular function: D-amino-acid oxidase activity; FAD binding. The record is from RefSeq and is a predicted model, not a curated record. Gene Ontology annotation, biological process: D-amino acid catabolic process. The transcript has a single exon.
AAAAGUUGUUGUCGUAACACCCUCGGUAAACUUGACAAUUCAUGGAGUUUUGCAAGGCACAGUAUCUACCAGCUAAGAAUAAAUGUAGGCACUGAAAGAAUUUGCCUAUAGCUACCCGCUUCUACAGAAAUCUUCUAUCUAGACUGAGAUUGUUGACCAUUUGGAGGUUCUUGCAAGCACGAUAUCUAACGCCGGCAUAAAGCACAGCAGGUGCUUCUACUCGACGGUGGAAUCAUUGGGAUAAGAUAGAAGAACUGGAACGGUCUCAGGUUGACCUUUGAUAAGUCUAUUUGAAACUUGAGGACUAUCGGUCAAAGGACGGGCAGCACCCACAUCUAUCUGAUCCUCGUCGAUGACUACAAAAUGUCUCCAUCAAACGAAUCCAUCAUCGUCGUUGGAUGUGGAGUGACAGGCCUCUCAGUGGCAACACUCCUACAAUCCGAAUACCCAAGCGCAGUCCUCACCAUCAUCGCCGCCGAAAUACCGACAGGACAUUCACCCACGGCGGACUAUGCGUCAAUGUGGGCAGGCGCGCAUUACCGUCCGACACGGGGUUCGACACCUCAAUUAAAGCAGGAAUUCGACAUGGCCGUACGCACAGCCGGAAGGAUGAAGCGGAUCGCACACGACCACCCCGAAGCCGGGGUCGAAUUCAUGCAGGGUGUCGAGUACCUGGAAGAUCCACCCACCGAGUUCUCCUCGAUAAAAACAGGCGAUGUCUACGCCGGACCGGAGGAUGGCUUCCGCGUGCUCGACCAGACGGAGCUGCCAACUGGUGUGGAAUGGGGCUGCGAAUAUCGCUGUUACUGCGUCAACGUUUCGGUAUAUUUGAAAUGGCUUCUCGACCGCUUCAUGUCGAAGGGUGGUCGGCUUAUCCAGCAUCGCUUAUCGGACGCUCAGGAGGCGUUCGAGUAUGCCCAAAAGAUUGGGCUGGGCAAGGUUUCAACAGUCGUGAAUUGUUCUGGGCGUAACUUCGACCAAGAUCCGAAGACGAAGAUCAUUCGAGGACAGACCGUGCUGGUCAAGCAGCAGCACCAUCAGACGGUGACUCGGCAGUGUCGCGAUGGCAGUUGGGCUUUCCUGAUCCCGCGUCCGCGAGGAGGUGGGACCAUUGUCGGAGGCACCAAGGAGAUAGGUGACCCUGAAGAGCAACCCAGGCCUGAGGCGCGCGAGAAACUCCUUCGCAAUGCUGUUGAUUUCUUUCCCGACUUCGUGGAUUCGAUUGACAGAUUCGUGGUAUUGAAAGACAAUGUCGGCAGGAGACCGUGGCGGGAGGGUGGUUAUAGGUUCCAGACCGAGUCGGUUGGUCCCGACAAAAGGAUUGUGCACGGAUAUGGUGCUGGUGGUCGAGGUUAUGAGCUGAGUUGGGCCGCAGCUGAGAAGAUAGUAGCACUCGUGGCGGCAUCGGUACCUGCAAAUGCCCGGUUGUAGCUGGAUGACCCCUGGAAAAGGCCGCCAUGGCGCGAGCAAUG